This is a messenger RNA of Notolabrus celidotus (New Zealand spotty), 1483 nucleotides long. It is a transcript of the gene slc25a15a, whose product is annotated as solute carrier family 25 member 15a. The record is from RefSeq and is a predicted model, not a curated record. Bases 379 to 1278 code for a protein of 299 amino acids. Gene Ontology annotation, molecular function: L-ornithine transmembrane transporter activity. The transcript has 7 exons. Gene Ontology annotation, biological process: mitochondrial L-ornithine transmembrane transport. Lineage: Eukaryota; Metazoa; Chordata; Actinopteri; Labriformes; Labridae.
CAGGUGCGUAAAGGCGCAGCAAGGAAAAUCUGUUGCAAUCUUCCGACAUAUUUCAUAAGACGUUGCAAAGAAAACGGAAGUAACUCACAGUCAGGCACUACUUCGAACCCCGGACAUGGCUUUAUUUAAAGGGAAUUUUGACUUACCAUACAUGUUCCCUUAAAAAAAAUUAAGUUUCAUUUUGAGAACUGAUGCUCAUUUCGAAACCAUUACGUGGAAGGAUGUAGGCGAGUCUGUGUGUUUGCUGAGAUGCAGAUAUGUUUUAUACAGACAGUCUGCAGAGCAAUCCACGUCUUAUCAGUAUCUGCUUGUGAAAAGAUACAAAGUUUAAGCUGAGGGCGAGCAGACUCACGAGAUCAAAGCAUCUUUUGAAUCAUUAUGGCGAUCCAGCCAAUUAUCGACUUCGCAGCUGGGGCAGUAGGUGGUACAGCAUGUGUGCUGAGCGGUCAGCCAUUCGACACCACAAAGGUGAAGAUGCAGACAUUCCCUACCGUGUACCGCGGCUUCAUCCACUGCUUCACCUCCACCUUCAGGCAGGUGGGGGUGCGUGGUCUCUACAAAGGCACAACCCCAGCCCUCAUAGCCAACAUCAGCGAGAACGCCGUGCUCUUCUUGAGUUACGGUCUCUGCCAGGAUGUGGUCCGCUUUUUGUGCAAGAAGGAGAAAGGGUCCAGUCUCAGUGAUCUCCAGAAGGCCUCCUCCGGCUCUUUGGCCUCCAUCUUCUCAGCCAUGGCCAUUUGCCCCACCGAGCUGGUGAAGUGUCGCCUGCAGGCCAUGCACGAAAUGGAAGCAAGCGGCAAAGUGGUGAGCGGACAGAAAAGCACAGUGUGGUCAGUCGUAAAGACGGUGUUGAAGACUAAUGGUCCCCUGGGUUUCUACCAAGGACUCUCAUCCACCAUUGUGAGGGAGAUACCAGGUUACUUCUGCUUCUUUGGGGCCUAUGAGCUGUGCCGCUCUAAAUUUGCACAGUACAUGGGCACGGACAAAGAACACAUUGGCAUUCUUCCUCUGAUGUUCAGUGGUGGAUUUGGGGGAGCUUGUCUCUGGAUGGUGGUCUAUCCUAUCGACUGUGUGAAGUCCAGGAUCCAGGUGCACUCUUUAGCCGGGAGACAAAUGGGCUUCAGGAAAACCUUCAUGGGAGUCUUGCGCACUGAGGGGAUCACUGCUCUCUACUCUGGCCUGACUCCGACCAUGAUACGCACCUUCCCUGCCAACGGAGCUCUCUUCCUGGCUUAUGAGGUCAGCCGCGACUUCAUGAUGAAGAAAGCAGGAGUCUGAUGUGGAGGAUGUUUACACUUCGUCUAAGUACCCUGCUGAAGUAUUGCAUUGUCUUUUUUUACUUUAGAACUGAGACCUGAGAGUUUUUCUGACACAUUUUGAUCAUGUUUAAUUGUUGUGACCUAAAAACUAAGCUGUAUUCUACAAUUCCUCUGAGCUGCACUGUCUAUGAUUAUAUUGAAUAAAGUUUGAAACUUGAACAAGU